UUGCCAUUAUAGGCCAGGAGUACCUGGUGCUCCCCUGCCAGGAAGAGCAAUUUUGUCUAUGAAUGGAUUGAGCUAUGGUGUUAUUCGGGUGAAUACAGAAGACAAGAAUUCUGCUCUCACAGUGCAAGAUGUUGGACAUGUAAUGCCAGGAGGUGUGAUGUGUAUAAUAAAGCCCGAAGGUGUGCCUCAGUUAUGUAAAAAACGAUGAGAUUGGUGAGAUCUGUGUCAGUUAUAGAGGAGGAGGAAUUUCCUACUAUGGAUUGACUGGAGUCACAAAGAAUACAUUUGAGGUCUUACCAGUUAGCGCGACUGGGACCCUAGUCGGAGAUACUCCUUUCACAAGGACUGGAUUACUGGGAUUUGUAGGACCUGGAAGCCUUGUGUUUGUAGUAGGAAAAAUGGACGGGACUCUGAUGGUGAGCGGACGGCGGCACAAUGCGGAUGACAUUGUAGCAACUGCUUUGGCCGUGGAGUCAUUUAAAACCUUGUACAGAGGAAGAAUUGCUGUGUUCUCGGUCACUGUUUUCUAUGAUGAAAGGAUAGUGGUGGUGGCAGAGCAGCGACCUGAUGCCUCUGAAGAAGAUUCAUUCCAGUGGAUGAGUCGUGUUUUGCAGGCCAUCGAUAGUAUCCACCAAGCGGGAGUGUACUGUCUUGCUCUUGUUCCUGCUAACACAUUGCCAAAAACUCCACUUGGAGGAAUCCACUUAUCCCAAACUAAACAGCACUUUCUGGAAGGCACCUUGCACCCAUGUAACAUCCUCAUGUGUCCUCACACAUGUGUAACUAAUUUGCCAAAGCCACGGCAAAAGCAACCAGGAGUUGGUCCAGCCUCUGUUAUGGUUGGCAAUCUGGUUGCAGGAAAGAGAAUAGCUCAGGCAUCAGGGAGGGACCUUGGACAGAUUGAAGAAAAUGACAUGGCAAAAAAGCAUCAGUACCUGACUGAGAUCCUUCAGUGGAGAGCACAGACAACACCUGAGCACAUUCUCUUCAUACUCCUUAAUGCCAAGGGAACAGCUAUUUGUACAGCUUCCUGUCUGCAAUUACACAAGAGAGCAGAAAAGAUAGCUGCAACUUUGGUGGAGAAAGGGCAUCUCAAUGUUGGGGAUAAUGUGGUGCUUCUGUAUCCUCCUGGAGUUGAGUUGAUUGCAGCAUUUUAUGGGUGUUUAUAUGCUGCUGCAUUCCAGUAACGGUCCGGCCUCCACACGCUCAGAACCUCACAGCAACCUUACCUACAGUGCGAAUGAUUGUAGAUGUUAGUAAAGCUUCCUGCAUUCUCACGACACAAACUUUAUUGAGAUUACUAAAGUCCAAAGAUGCGGCAGCAGCGGUGGAUGUGAAAACAUGGCCAACCAUCAUAGAAACAGAUGAUUUGCCCAGAAAGCGAAUACCUCUGAUGUAUAAACCGCCUACACCUGAAAUGCUGGCCUACCUCGAUUUCAGUGUUAGCACCACAGGCAUGCUCACAGGGGUCAAGAUGUCCCAUGGAGCUGUAAAUGCACUUUGCCGGGCGAUAAAGCUGCAGUGUGAGCUGUACUCCACACGUCAGAUCGCCAUUUGUCUGGAUCCAUAUUGUGGGCUUGGCUUUGUACUUUGGUGCCUUUGCAGUGUUUACUCUGGUCAUCAGUCUAUAUUAAUUCCUCCUAUGGAGUUGGAAUCCAACCUUUGCCUGUGGCUAUCUGCUGUUAGUCAGUACAGGAUUAGGGACACAUUCUGUUCUUAUUCUGUAAUGGAGAUGUGCUCUAAGGGUCUUGGAAACCAGAUUGAGGUGCUAAAGACAAAAGGAAUAAACUUGUCCUAUGUGCGGACCUGCGUAGUGGUGGCAGAAGAACGUCCAAGAGUUGCUCUCACAUAUUCCUUUUCUAAGCUUUUCAAAGAUCUUGGUCUUUCUCCUCGUGCUGUCAGUACCACUUUUGGAUCAAGAGUAAAUACUGCUAUAUGUUUACAGGGAACCUCAGGGCCAGAUCCUACAACAGUGUACGUGGAUCUCAAAUCCCUUCGGCAUGACAGGGUACGAUUGGUGGAAAGAGGAUCUCCUCAGAGUCUACUCCUUCUGGAAUCCGGAAAGAUUUUGCCUGGUCUUACAGUGAUAAUUGUAAACCCAGAGACCAAAGGGCCCCUCGGAGAUUCUCAUCUUGGUGAGAUCUGGGUGAACAGCCCCCACACAGCCAGCGGAUAUUACACGAUCUAUGACAGUGAGAGUCUGCAGGCUGACCAUUUUAACACCAGGCUAAGCUUUGGCGACACACAGACACUUUGGGCAAGAACCGGUUACCUGGGCUUCGUGCGCAGAACAGAGCUGACAGAUGCAAGUGGAGAACGGCAUGAUGCCUUGUUUGUUGUUGGAGCACUGGAUGAAACACUGGAGUUAAGAGGACUACGCUACCAUCCUAUCGAUAUUGAGACCUCUGUGUCACGCACACAUCGGAGCAUUGCAGAAUGCGCUGUGUUCACAUGGACCAAUCUUCUGGUGGUGGUUGUGGAGCUUUGCGGCUCUGAGCAAGAGGCUCUGGAUCUGGUUCCUCUGGUGACCAACGUUGUGCUGGAAGAACAUUACCUGAUCGUAGGUGUGGUGGUGGUGGUGGACCCAGGAGUCAUUCCAAUAAAUUCCAGGGGAGAGAAACAACGGAUGCACCUAAGGGACAGUUUCUUAGCUGAUCAGCUAGAUCCAAUCUAUGUUGCAUACAACAUGUAA
Molecule: messenger RNA, 2692 nt
Organism: Staurois parvus
Lineage: Eukaryota; Metazoa; Chordata; Amphibia; Anura; Ranidae
Source: the annotation of a GenBank genome assembly